Messenger RNA from Aureobasidium subglaciale EXF-2481, 1191 nucleotides. RefSeq lists its product as uncharacterized. The coding region runs from base 95 to 1027 and encodes 310 amino acids. The transcript has 3 exons. The record is from RefSeq and is a predicted model, not a curated record. Lineage: Eukaryota; Fungi; Ascomycota; Dothideomycetes; Dothideales; Saccotheciaceae.
CGUGUCAUUCCAGAUACCAAAAAUUGCGACUGUCAGCCCUCUUUCACAAUCAAUAAGACUGCUCUACUGUUUUCGUGAGUAUCGCCUGCUUGCCAUGGCAGCCGAACGCAGAAUAGCGAUCGAACUGGCCUCUGACCCGGACGAAGCAACCAUGAAUACCGCUUGCACCGUGGAGGAGCUCCUCUCUAUCAAUCCUGAUACUCGCCAAUUGUUUGCUAAUAAAAUCAACGAAAUAACCUUGACCGGUCAAUGCUCAGAUGAAGUCACACAGCUGGAACACAUCAGCUUCCCAAACCUCCGCCGUAUGAAUGUCAAGCCCCGCGAGCAGGUCUUAGUAGCCGUCCAGCACUUCUUUUUCCGCCUCAUCGAGCGCACUAUCACACUAGAAGAUGUGGCUGUGUGGCUGCAUGUCGCGGGUGAGCUCACAAGCUCAAGAGCUUUCUCUCUCCUCUCUGUUCUACCCGUUCUGAAGAGUUUGGAGUUCCGUACACUGGCUGAACCUCUCUUGGUGGGUGUCGCCGCUUCAAAGCAGAUCUGCACUCCUGGACGCUUCGCCAGUCUGAGAAAACUCAACCUUUCGGCCAAGAGCCACACCGUUCCCUCCUUGUACUUUUCCCCUCAGCUGGAAGAACUGUCGGUCGAUCUAGACGAUUCCACCGGACUGACCCGUGAAGGCCUGCUCAUCAUAUCAAAGCUGAAAAACCUCCGCUCUUUGAAGUUAUCAGAUGAAACCUCAGAUGGCAAUCUCCACUCGAGCAUAUCGUGCUCUGGAUUAAUCUCGUACUUUUCGCACAUGAAGAUGCUCGAACAACUCGGAAUCGCCUUUCUUUUCAGCGACGGCAUAGAGCGCAAAGUGUCGACAUCUGACCUCAUGAGUAUCGCAAAGCAACAUCCCAAGCUUAGAUACCCCAGCCUGCCGCAAAUCGAUGGGUCCCUCCGACUUGAAACGACACGACGGACCUCUGUUUCCGGAGCUUCAUCACCUCUAUAUAUGGGUGAACAAACAGGCCUUCUAUCCUCAAGGUAGUGUAUUAUGAGACUUCAGAUUACUUCCACUUGCCCACGGAAAUUGAGGCUUUCGAUUACAUGUCUGUGCUGUUUGCUCACUGUCCGAGAAUCAGUGUCUUUUCCUUCUUCCACUCUUUCUAUUGUCCUGACUGGCUUCCUGUUUGGAGUACCAAGAACAAGAUU